Messenger RNA from Aspergillus pseudotamarii, 939 nucleotides. Its product is annotated as class I SAM-dependent methyltransferase. Bases 1 to 939 code for a protein of 312 amino acids. The record is from RefSeq and is a predicted model, not a curated record. Lineage: Eukaryota; Fungi; Ascomycota; Eurotiomycetes; Eurotiales; Aspergillaceae. The transcript is spliced from 6 exons. Gene Ontology annotation, molecular function: methyltransferase activity.
AUGAUUUGCUGUGUUCUUCCAAAUGGCAAGACAGAUGAACGGAUUUUCCUUUACCGGCCGUACAUUUUAGAAGAGGCAGAACGACUCGAGCUCCAGCACCAGGUUUUCGACAAGGUUUUCGACAACAGGCUAAUUUUUCCGCCGAUCCCGCGGCCUCAAAAGAUCCUCGACUGUGGCUAUGGCACUGGCUCGUGGGCCAUCGGGGCUGCGGAACAGCACCCCAAAUGCAAGGUCGAUGAUCUGAACCGUCCAUUCACAUUCCCCCCCAAUAACUUCGACCUUGUCCAUUCAAGGCUGCUUGCAACUGGCAUCAACCGAGACCGGUGGCCCUCCUAUAUCCGAGACAUUAAAAGAGUUUUAAAGUCAGGGGGCUGGGUGCAACUAGUCGAGAUAUACUUCAAUGUCCAGUCAGAUAACGGCUCAAUCACCGAGCAGCAUGCAUUGAGACAAUGGAGCACACAAUUAAUGGGCUCUUUGGAGGAAGUGAAGGACCUUCGCGUUGGGACAAGGCUGAGGAAUCUUCUGACAGCAGCAGGCCUGACCGAGGUCGAUGCUCGGAUGAUCCCUCUUCCUCUAUCCGCGUGGCCAAAUGACCCAAGGAUGCGAGACAUAGGCGCCGCAAACCGUGAUAAUGUUAAAAAACUGCUUCCCGCGUUGGGGCUUUAUCCAUUUACCCAACGACUGCGGAUGCCCCCACAGCAGUUUGCAGAGCUGAUAGCGCGAGCACAGCAGGAAGCCGAUACCCACAAUUUGAAGGCCUACUUUCCCUUGCAAAAAGGUUGUGUUGAUGGAAUGAAUCCUUCUUUCUUCAGCCAGCUGGCUCUGAGUGAGCGGUCGUCUUCGUUUCUAGGAAGCAAUGACACUGACGUCGUUGUCUUGAUCAUAUAUCGGUCCGGGAGGUGCCACCGUGGAUCUGCAACUGUCUGGAAUAUAAAGUGA